Acanthocheilonema viteae is the source of this 600-nucleotide messenger RNA. The record is from the annotation of a GenBank genome assembly. NCBI's taxonomy places the organism in Eukaryota, Metazoa, Nematoda, Chromadorea, Rhabditida, Onchocercidae.
AUGGAUAAGAAAGCAAGGCAAGAAAUAAUCGCAAAAACGGAAGAAAUUAUGAUGAUUCUUGAAAAACCGAAAAUUCGAGUUGACAUUGAUUUGCGUGAUAAUUACUCUCCUGGAUGGAAAUUUAACCAUUGGGAAUUAAAAGGUGUUCCGAUUAGGCUUGAACUUGGACCGAAGGAUAUUAAAAAAUCUCAGGUCACAUGCGUUAUUCGUUAUAACAGACAAAAAUUAGUCAUUGCAAUCGAUAAUUUAUCAACAAAAUGCUCCGAAUUGUUAGACGAGAUACAUACUAACAUGUAUAUGAACAUGAAAAAAAUACAGGAUCAAUAUCAGAAAAUUACUACACAUUGGUCGGAGUUCAAAGAACUAUUAGACCAGAAAUAUUUAAUUUUGGCUGCGUUUUGUGGUCUUUCACAUUGUGAAGAUAACAUUAAAAAGGAUAGUUCCAGUGAGGAAUGCAGUGAAGUCGGGACACCACUGAUGGGCGCUAAAACACUAUGCAUACCAUUUGAACAGCCUUCGGAACAGUUACCAAUGCAAUGUAUACAUCCAAAAUGCAAGGAGCAACCCAAAUUUUACGCACUUUUCGGUCGUAGCUACUGA